Aethina tumida (small hive beetle) is the source of this 1603-nucleotide messenger RNA. It is a transcript of the gene Rab8, whose product is annotated as ras-related protein Rab-8A. Gene Ontology annotation, molecular function: GTPase activity; GTP binding. The record is from RefSeq and is a predicted model, not a curated record. The coding region runs from base 66 to 692 and encodes 208 amino acids. Gene Ontology annotation, cellular component: trans-Golgi network transport vesicle; endosome; synaptic vesicle. NCBI's taxonomy places the organism in Eukaryota, Metazoa, Arthropoda, Insecta, Coleoptera, Nitidulidae. Gene Ontology annotation, biological process: regulation of exocytosis; protein secretion; cellular response to insulin stimulus. The transcript has 4 exons.
CAUCAGGUUCGUGGAUGUAAUAAGCAACCGGGACAGAGGAGAAAAGUGUUUUUGUGGCAAUAAUAAUGGCAAAGACUUACGAUUAUCUGUUUAAAUUGUUACUGAUUGGGGAUUCGGGCGUGGGAAAGACCUGUGUAUUGUUCAGAUUUUCCGAAGAUGCGUUCAACACAACGUUUAUUUCCACCAUAGGUAUUGAUUUUAAAAUAAGGACGAUAGAUUUAGACGGUAAAAAAAUUAAGUUACAAAUAUGGGACACAGCGGGCCAAGAGAGGUUCAGAACUAUUACCACAGCAUAUUAUCGGGGUGCGAUGGGUAUUAUGCUCGUGUACGACAUUACAAAUGAGAAGAGCUUCGAGAACAUUAAAAACUGGAUUAGAAAUAUUGAGGAAAACGCAUCAGCGGAUGUGGAGAAAAUGUUGUUGGGUAAUAAAUGCGAAUUGGAGGAAAAACGACAGGUUUCCAAGGAGAGGGGCGAACAACUGGCUAUUGAAUAUGGCAUCAAGUUUAUAGAAACUAGUGCAAAAGCUAGUAUUAGAGUAGAAGAAGCUUUCUUCACUUUAGCUAGAGAUAUUAAGGCCAAAAUGGAAAAGAAACUGGAGGCGAGUAAUCCACCAAAAGGAGGCCACCAGCUAAGAGCUUCGGAACCGGCAAAGAAACCAACAAGUUGGCUGUCAAGGUGCAGCAUACUCUGACCAACUGCUUACAAGGCCGAUCAAAUAACACCCUUACUUAUUUGUCACAUCAUUUUCGGACAGCUUUACAAUAUCGUAGUAAAAGUCGGUGUGUGAUCGAUGCUUUGUGAUGUGAGCUAUCCAGCAAAUGACAAUCUACUUUCUGAUUUAAAAUGAUUUUACAUUUAUAUUAUUAUUUAUUAUUAACGGCCUAGUUUGUCUCAAAUUGGGGUUGGUAUUAAAAAUAUGUCAAUUACAUAUGGCCUAUAAGUCUAGUUACUCUAAUUACAAACAAAAGUUAUUAGUUCUAAGUUAAAAAUUAAUUUUAAGGAACAAAAUUUUCCCUAUCCUAGUCUGUUAUAAAAGUUCAGUAAGAAAACCAAUUUUGAGACUUUUACAACUUAGUUAUAAUCACCAACGAAUAAUUGAACAUGGUAGAUUGUCAUUUGAUAAAAUCUAUGAUAAUUUAAAUUGUGAUUAAGGAAGGAUACAUUAUUUUUUACCGUUGUAAUUUAGAUAAUUUAUAGGUUAUUUAUAUAAUUUGUGUGCACAUUCUUGUUUUUGUUAGUGAUGGUACUUUAUAGUAAUCGAAAAAGUGAAAGAUUUUGUGUAAACCGCCUGAGUUGUUAAAGAACAAUUUGUGUAUAUACUUUUAAGAAAAAUAUUAAUGUGACAUAUUAAUUUUUUUAUCAAGUUAUUGUAAAUUUACGUUGUAUUUGUAAUUCCCAUAGGGCGCAGAAUAUAAUAAUGACCUGACUAAUGGAAUCCUGACUGCUUACACAUUUUAUUUAUUUAAUUGAAUAUGUAAGUCGAAAAUACUAAAUAGAUUUUAUACAUUUAUAUGUAAAUGAACUCACAAACAAAACUGUUUAUAGAUGCCCUUUUCAGUUCAGUACACCUGUAAAUGUAAAUAAAUUAUAUAUAAAACUCAA